AUGUCUUCCUCCUCGUACCAACCACCACGAAAGGCUCUUCUCUCGCCAACUCAAUUGGAAUGGUUCCAAUCAUCCGAAACACACAAGAGGAUCACCACCUAUAUUGAAACCCUGAACGAAGCGGUUGUGGGCGCGAAACUGUCAGAUCAAUGUGAAGAGUCGGAUGGGGUAAAGGCGGUGUUGAAUGCACUUUCAAGGGUGGAAGAGAUUGCCAGAGAUACGCCCGCUGUCGAGAACUCUGCAUCAAGAUUCGGAAAUCCGGCGUUUAGGACGUUCUACGACAAAGUUCAAAAGGCUUCCGAGAGUCUACACGCUGAGAUUCCGGGUCUACCAGCAGAGUCAAUACCGGAAAUUUCUGUCUACUUCAACGAAGCCUGGGGAAGUCGAUCGCGAAUUGACUAUGGUAGCGGAAUGGAGCUUAACUUCCUGUGUUGGAUAAUAUGCCUCGAACGCUUUGGUGUGGUCAAGGAAACUGACCACAAGGCGUUAGUAAUCAAAGUCUUUUGGAAAUAUAUCGGCGUGAUGCGUGUCUUACAGUCAACCUAUUGGCUCGAACCAGCGGGAUCUCAUGGCGUAUGGGGCUUGGACGACUACCAUUUUUUGCCAUUCUUAUGGGGAUCCGCACAGCUGAGAGGUCACAAGUACAUUCGACCAAAAGCCAUUCAUGACGCCGAAGUUGUCGAAGAAUACGCGAAGCAAUACAUCUACUUCGCUUGCAUCCAGUUCAUCAAUUCUAUCAAAACCGCCUCGCUACGUUGGCAUUCACCCAUGUUGGAUGAUAUCUCUGCGGUUAAAACAUGGGACAAAGUUAAUUCGGGAAUGAUCAAAAUGUACCGCGCAGAAGUACUCAACAAACUCCCCGUCAUGCAGCAUUUUCUCUUCGGAUCUAUCCUACCUUACGACGGCCCUCCACCUCUCGAGGCAGGAAGUGACCCUCACUCGUGUGAGGGACAUGCCCACUCACAUGUCGUUAGCGGUAAAAUCAUAACUGGGAAGCUUAUCAAUGGUGGAGAUUUAGGUGGAGAUUUAGGUGGAGCAGGUCAGCGGGAGGUGGGAUGGGGUGAUUGUUGUGGUAUACCUGUACCGUCCGUGUUUGGGGCAGCACAGGCCGAGAAGGAUAAGCUGAAAAAACCAGGGGAGAGGCUUUCAGGACCGGGCAUUAGACCAGUACCCUUUGACUGA
Molecule: messenger RNA, 1182 nt
Organism: Marasmius oreades (fairy-ring Marasmius)
Lineage: Eukaryota; Fungi; Basidiomycota; Agaricomycetes; Agaricales; Marasmiaceae
Exons: 8
Coding region: 1-1182 (393 amino acids)
Biological process (GO): mitotic spindle organization
Cellular component (GO): protein phosphatase type 2A complex; cytoplasm; nucleus
Molecular function (GO): protein tyrosine phosphatase activator activity; peptidyl-prolyl cis-trans isomerase activity
Source: RefSeq, a predicted model, not a curated record